This is a messenger RNA of Drosophila serrata, 4464 nucleotides long. RefSeq names its product multiple edematous wings (gene mew). The record is from RefSeq and is a predicted model, not a curated record. NCBI's taxonomy places the organism in Eukaryota, Metazoa, Arthropoda, Insecta, Diptera, Drosophilidae. Gene Ontology annotation, cellular component: external side of plasma membrane; integrin complex. Gene Ontology annotation, biological process: cell-cell adhesion; integrin-mediated signaling pathway; cell adhesion mediated by integrin. Gene Ontology annotation, molecular function: integrin binding.
CGGCAGCGAUCCGACGUCCGUGGUGCCAAGUUAUAGCCUCUGAAUCGUGAAACGUGCAACAAAUAAUCAUUGUUUUGAGGGCAGAGUGCGUCGAAAAAAUGUGGCAAAACCAAACGAAGCGAUUAAAGCAUUUACUCUAAUUUAUAUAUAAAUGUAUAAUUUUUUUUGUUUGCUACAAAUCCAAAUUUGUUGUGAUUAUUAGCUUAAAUAGUUGCGAGCGGAAAAGUUGGUAACACUGUUUUCGCCACCGCGGCUAACGGAACGUGUGAAUCGCCAAAGUUCGAUUAGGAAAUCACGAAUCUUUAUCAAUAAUGCCGAACCGUUUUUGUAGUACCGUGUUUACGUAAUUGCAAAAAAAAAAAAAUAAAAUAAAUAUAGUAUAUAGUUAGUUUAGUAGUUUUUUUUUUUGAUGUGCCGCGAGUGAGUGAGGAAAAGCAGCGAAGGAAAACGGAAAACUGCAGCGUGGAAAAUACGCAAAACUACCUGUUGGAGAUACGAGAUCUCUCUUUCUCCCUCUCUACGUCCCUCCCUCCCUCUCCCUCUCAGCGGGAAUUUAUAUUGAAGGUCGCACCGGUGCCGUGACCAGUGCACGUGCAUUUUUCCACCAAAAAUAUAUCCAAAAAUAAUACAACAACAACAAAAAAUACAGGAUAUAAAUAAUAGUAAUACAAGUAAAAAUUAUGGCUUGCUCUGCGACUCACCUUAUCCCGCUGAUUAUCCCAUGCCUAAUCCUGCCCUGGCUCAGCGCCGGCUUCAAUCUUGAGCAGCGGCUGCCCAUUGUAAAAUUCGGACAUCAGCACUCGCAUUUUGGCUACUCGGUGGCCACCCACACAAUUGGCGAGGCCCAUUGGCCCAACAAGACAAAUUGCAUUCUAGUGGGAGCUCCUCUUGAUCAAAAUCAACAGCCCAACACCUCACAUUCGGGCGCCUUGUGGCGAUGUCCGAUAACUUCAGGAUUCGAUGACUGCGAACAGGUGAUCACCGAUGGCAGACGCACACCGAGCGGAGUAUAUGAGACUAAUAAGAGCUUCGAUAGCGAAAUCCUGUCACCGCCCUCAGAUGAUGAGAUCAAGGAGGGUCAGUGGAUGGGCGUUACAGUGCAAUCGAAUCCUUUGCAGGCCAAUGGAUCUGGUGGCAAGGUAUUAGUUUGUGCCCAUCGCUAUAUGUUUGUUGUACGGGAAAAUCGUCAUGGUCAGGGUCUCUGUUAUCUCCUCACCAACGAUUUGCAAUUCGAAGAGGUCUACGAACCCUGCAAAGGACGAACUGUUAAAAGACAACACGAGGACUAUGGCAUGUGCCAGGCGGGCACAUCGGGUGCUCUUCUGGAUGAUGACACCAUGGUUCUGGGCUCACCUGGACCCUCCACGUGGCGCGGUUCCAUCUGGGUGACCCAGGUGGGUGGCGAAUAUCUGCAGCGGGAUAAGACCACCUACUAUAGCAAUCAUGCGGAUGUGGGAUCACCGGUGGAUAAAUACAGUUACCUGGGAAUGUCCGUCACAGGUGGACGUUUCUUUGGACACAUGUCCUAUGCGGCGGGAGCACCCCGUUCCGAGGGUCAUGGUCAGGUGGUGAUCUUCGACAAGUCCAGUGAGAAUCCCAUACCGGUGCAUAUGAUUCUCGAUGGUGAACAGUUUGGCUCCAGUUUUGGCUAUGAACUGGCCACCGCGGAUGUGAAUGGCGACCAUCAGCCGGAUCUUAUUGUCGCCGCUCCUCUGUACUUCAGCAAAUCCGAGGGUGGAGCAGUGUAUGUGUAUCAGAAUCAAAAGGAUUCACUGCCUCUGAAAUAUACCCAGAAGCUGACAGGAACACUGGAGAGUAGAUUUGGUCUGGCUUUGGCCAAUAUUGGGGAUUUGAAUAAGGAUCAUUGCGAUGAUCUGGCCGUGGGUGCACCCUACGAGGACAGAGGCGUUGUGUACAUCUAUCUGGGUUCUCGUCAAGGACUAAACACCAAGCCGGCGCAGAAGAUCAAGGCCGAGGAUUUGGGUGGCAUUAUGCCACAGGGACAGCCACCGAUACGCACCUUUGGCAUCUCCAUUUCAGGCAAUACGGAUCUUGAUGAUAACUCAUAUCCGGAUGUGGUCAUUGGUGCCUUUAACUCUUCGGCAGCAAUUAUACUCCUGGCACGUCCCAUCAUCAGCAUCCAGACGAGUGUCAGGCAGGAGGAGCUCCUGAAUAUGGAUCCCAAUCAGCCGGGCUGCAAGGCGGAUGCCUCCAGCAAUCUCACCUGCUUCUCCUUCGAGGCCUGCUGCAGCAUUGAUCCUUACGAUGAGAAGAGCAAGGAGCUCCGGCUGGCCUACAGUGUGGAAGCGGAGACCUUUGAUCAUGCCAAGAAAUUCUCCAGAGUAUUCUUUGAUCGUGAGAACAAGCGGAGUAAUGUCCUUGGACGUGUGGUUACAGUGAGAACGGAUGGCAAGGUGGCCUGUCAAAGGGUCACGGGAUAUAUCAAAGCCAAUACCAGGGAUAUACAGACACCAGUGCGUUUCCGCUUGAAAUACUCGCUGGUGGAGCCUCCUCUGGCGGAGACCGCUUUGGUACAUCUCAAUCCCAUUCUGGAUCAGACGCAGGCACAUAUUGACUUUGAGGGAACCUUCCAAAAGGAUUGUGGUGAUGAUGAUCUCUGUGAGAGUAAUUUGAUUAUACGUGCAGAGCCAAAUAUCACACGUUCUGGCAAGGAUUACACCUUGAUUCUGGAUGAAACGGAACUGGAGGUGCGCAUUAAUGUAAGCAAUCUGGCGGAUUCGGCCUAUGAGGCACAAUUGUUUAUCCAACAUCAGGCGGGAGUCUCCUAUGUGGCCACCAAGAAGCCGACCAAUGCCACCUGCAAUAGCUUCAAUACCACUUUGGUGGCCUGCAGUCUGGGUAAUCCGAUGCUACGUGGUGCCACCACCUUUGUGACCAUACGCUUCCAGCCCAAGGGUUUGGAACCGGGUGAGAAAUCCAUGUUGUUCCAUAUCUUUGCCAAUACCACCUCUAAAUUGGUGGGCCCUGAGCCACCAGAGAGGGAUCUCCUGGUGAAGGUGGUGCGUCAGGCUAAGCUCAAUUUCCGUGGUUGGCCCAAGCCAGAGCAGAGUUUCUAUAGUGCAGCCACCAUGAAGAAGGGUAACCAAGGUGCAACUUCCGGUUCUGCCAGUUCCGAUUCAGAUGGAUCCUCUUCAUCCUCUGCAACUUCUCCCAUGGAAAUGGAUGAUGUGGGCUCUCAGGUUAGCCAUAGCUUUACCGUAUUCAAUGAUGGUCCCUCCACGGCACCCAAGGUACACAUGGUUAUCCAUUGGCCUUUGGCCUUGUAUAGUGAUCCCCAGAGCAAUCGCCUGGAUCAAUAUCUUUUGUAUUUGGAACAAAUACCCACCGUGGAGGUGGGUGUGGGUGAGUGUCGUGUGCCACCGCAAUAUGUCAAUCCUUUGGGACUCACAACGGGCUCAAGGGAGGCUCAGGGUUAUCUCAGUGCCCCAGCACAGAUGCGUAUGUAUCCAUCGGCAGUGGGUGGCAGGCGGUUGAAUAAGAGUAUGCAGCAUACACAAAGGAGUUAUUACUCCCAUGAGGAUCAGGAGGAUCAAGAGGAUACAAGAUCACAGAAUCAGAAUAGGAUAAAACGUAGCUUCCUGGAGCGUGUGACCCGCUUGGAGAGGCUCACCUAUGACCCCGAAGGAGGUGGUUCCAAUGCCGCUGGCAAUGCCAAUGGCAAUGGCAAGAAACAGGAUAUUGUAGAAUUGGAUUGCAACAAGGGCACCACGCGUUGCAUACAAAUUGAUUGUGAAAUAUGGAAUAUGCCCGCCCGAUCCGAGGCCCAAGUGGUGGUCACUGCACGCCUGUGGAACUCCACGCUGGUCAAUGAAUAUCCUCGGGUGGAUCGUGUCCGGAUUAUAUCCUCGGCCACAGCGCGAAUACCCGAGGAUUAUGGUGUAGAGGUCAUGGAGCUCAAUGAUUGUGAGGUGGAGACCCGUGCCUAUCCCGAGUUAAGGAAUCAACAGCGUGAUACCUCCAUACCCUGGCUUAUCAUUAUCCUGGGCAUCGUUGGUGGCCUGCUCCUGUUGGCCCUCUUCACGUAUUGCCUCUGGAAAUGUGGCUUCUUCAAGAGAAUUCGUCCCACGGAUCCCACGCUUAGCGGCAAUUUGGAGAAAAUGAAUGAGGAGAAACCCUUCCUGGCGCCCAAUAAAAACACGCAUCAUGUUUUCUAACAAGAGGGCACCGUUGGCUGGGAUUUGGUGCGACGAAGGCGGAAACGGCAUUGCCGCCUAACUGCUGCACUGCAUCAUUUACCGCCUACACGUCAGGGUUGGCGCAAAGCUCCGAACAACCAGAAGAACCAUUAUAACAAUAAUAAUUAUAAUCAUAAUAGUAACAACAAUAAUGACAGCGAUGUGGAUGUGGAGUCACUAACGCCACCUCCGCCACCGCUGAGCAUUCUAAGCUGGGGCAAUGAUGGCUACUACCAGGCCAGCGCCGCCUGGUGGGGUCACAUGUAAG